Molecule: messenger RNA, 1452 nt
Organism: Melampsora larici-populina 98AG31
Lineage: Eukaryota; Fungi; Basidiomycota; Pucciniomycetes; Pucciniales; Melampsoraceae
Exons: 4
Coding region: 1-1452 (483 amino acids)
Source: RefSeq, a predicted model, not a curated record
AUGAAUCUCAUAUAUGUCUGGUUAUUAGUCUCAUAUAAAAUCAUCUUUAUAGUAAAAGGAGAAAUUCUAAAGGAUGUUGAUCUUCUAAGUACAUCAGAAAAAGAUAUAAAUCAUUCAAAAUUAAAUCUUGAAACGAUACCAUGUUAUAGGAAGAUUAAAAGAAGAUCAUUUUGGGGUAUGGGUUGUAAAGGUCAUAAUGUAGUCACCGGUAUUGGAAAUCCUCAACCCAAAAAAAAAACUUCAACUUCAAGUAGUACCAAUAAGAAUGAUAAAGUUCAAGAAACUAGGGGACCUAUCCCGGUAUCUUCUCAGCAAUUUGAUCAAGUUCAACCUCCUACAAGAUUUGAAGAAGACGUUUCACAUACCUUCUUUCAGGCGGAACAGGGACCAAGAACACGAACUAGAAAUAGACCACCAAGACCACCGAGACCAUCAAAACCGAAGUCUUCUACAAAUCAACCCGAAGGUACCACAACAAUUGAUAGUAAACCACAUAAGCUGAGCGAAACGGAAGUUCAAAAAGAAAGCUCCAAGGAACCGGAUCAUGAAGAGAUCUUACCAAUUCCUGAGCCGCCAUCGCCAUCGCCAUGGGUUAUUCGCUUGAAAAAGUACCAAACUACUGCGGCAGAGUUCAUGCAAGAGCUCAAAAAAAGCUUUCGAGCUAUUGUACUGGAUCAUGGUGAUCCUGAAAUGGAUCGUAUGCGAGAUAAGAUUACAUCCUUCUUUGAAAGAUUCUGGAUAUGGGUCAAGUCAAUACCUAAAACAUAUAGAUCUAUCUUUCAUCAAUCGAAUCCUUUGGCUAAUCUCGAAUCCUUUGAAUUUCCGGACCUAAUCACCAAACUUUCUUCUAAUCUCACUUAUGAUAAUAUUCUACAAGUAGCUAUCUUUCGACGUGAAUCUGAAGUACUCUCCCCAGAAAAAAUUCAAAAAGAUAUAGAUUCAUACUUGAACUUACAAAAACUUUUUUCAGUAGGACGCACCAAUGAACUCCUUAGGCAAAGGGUGAUCGAGUACUUAAGUGACUCAAAUGCUGGACACGUUAAACGCCGCCUCGAAUAUGAUCCAGAACUUUUAGGAUUAACUGUACCAGAACUAAGUAGAGCGUUAUUAAUUCAAACUUUAGCGAUGACUAUUAAAGAUCCCAAUGAAACUGAAAAAGAUAGAUUAGAUUCCACUUUACUUUUAAAAUUUAUUGAUAGUCUUGGAAAGAGUCCAUAUGCAAGAUUCAAGAUUGAGAAAAUUAACCAAAAUUUAAUUGAUGAUCCAUUUAAGGAAAAAUUUGAAGCGGUUACUCCUGAUUUAUCUUAUUUGAAUUGGAAACUUGGAGAAAAGCAAAGAAUUCGUUCAAGUCUUGAUCAGAGGGAAAGUAUGGAUCUGGGAAUCGGAUCUGUUAGGUUUAAUGGAAUACAUCAAGUUGAUCAUCUUGGUUCUUCAUCUAGACGUCAUCAAUGA